Molecule: messenger RNA, 1566 nt
Organism: Phytophthora sojae
Lineage: Eukaryota; Oomycota; Peronosporomycetes; Peronosporales; Peronosporaceae
Exons: 2
Coding region: 1-1566 (521 amino acids)
Source: RefSeq, a predicted model, not a curated record
AUGAGCCACCGUCUAACCGAAGAAGGAGAUCAAGCGUGGAGAGUUGAGCUAGCUCUGCUCGCGGCGUCGGACCUCGCACUGUCGAUACCGAAGCACAUUCGCGUGAUAUUCAUGCGAGCAACCGCCGGAUUCAUCGCUGAGUGCGUCUUCACCGACCACCACGAGGAAAAACUUACCAAGAUGGAGACGACGGCACUGGUGUACUGCAUUCGCUACAACGAGCCACUCGCCGUGAUUCAAGACGUGGUCGUCCUCACACCACCAGAGGAUGGGCAAGACCUCGCGUUCAAUACUCGAAUCGGAAAACUCGGCAGCUCACCGGAGGAUGGCAGAUACCGGGUCGAGACUCUGUGGAAGAAAGGCAAGCGCUCCAAGGAUCCUGGCUACGCUUCGUUGACAGCCGUGCCAAUGGUCUGCCUCGGGACGAUCCGUGGGUUCUUAACUGACCGAGGGGCCAUGGACUUGGAAGCGACGAUCUACACCAGGCUGGUAAAGGCGAAGCUUGCCAUCGGUGCCAGAUUUCCCGGUGACAAACCGCGCGACCUCAAAGAACUGUUCUAUUACAAGAUGCACUGGGCUCCUGUGAAGAAGAUCAUGAUUGAGGAGUUCGUGAGGUACAAGGCGAUGUGGUGGAAGCACGUCUUCGGGAACUUGGUGGCGACUUUCAUGGACGCUCUCGCUCACUACCGUCUCAAAUGGCGUACAGAGAGAAGGCCUAACUAUGAGAGCGUCAUCGCCAGCGAGAAGUUCCAGGUCGAGUUGGCUGAGAAAAUCGCCAACGAGUACGUUGAGCACCCUUCGUCCAAAUCGCCAACAAUAACGUUCACAGAGUCCCAGGAGGUAAUCGAUCUCGAGAAGGACGAGAGCUCAGAGGGUGAGGAAACCCACAUCUCAGACGAGGAAGAGCUGACUCAAGACCCAGAGCUGUACCACGAUACGGAGGACGAGAACAGCCCUGUCAACGCCCUUGCGUUAUCUCAAUCUUCGCGCAUCCAGGUACUCUCCAUCGAUGAUUCACAGCCCGACGCCGAGCCGACCAUCGAAAGCGAUCCGACCUCCGAGGCAGUGCCCAACGCUGACAGCACAGAGCUCGAAAUGAAGUACCCUGUCCCAGAAUCACAGACUACACCUCGAUCAACCUCACCGCGCGAAGAACUUCUCGACGAAAUCAAGGCCUCUACCCAGAAGAUGCUUGACGAUGCUAAGGCAGAAGUGAAGGCCACUAUCAAAGCGUCGAGCGAGACGCUCAUGGAUUCGCUGAGAGCCGAGUUUAAAGAGCUGCGCGCAGAUAUUCAUACACAGCACCACCAGCAACCUGCACCCGGGCCAGUAUCGCUGCAACUGCAGCAGCCAGUGCCAUCACAAAUGCAGCAAUACCAAGAGUUCCUACAGUUCCAGCAGUUCCAGCUUAUCUGGAGACGUCAGAGAGCCACUCAGCCACAGCCUCAGUCUGAUGAAGCGCAGUGGCUCCAGCAACUCCAACAGCUUGAAUGGCGACAGCAGCGCUACAACCAGCAGCGCUUCAACAACCAGCAGCGCUUCCAGCAAGGAGGUCAGCCCAUGUGA